Messenger RNA from Helobdella robusta, 6749 nucleotides. RefSeq lists its product as hypothetical. The transcript has 22 exons. Gene Ontology annotation, biological process: centriole replication. Gene Ontology annotation, cellular component: centrosome. The record is from RefSeq and is a predicted model, not a curated record. NCBI's taxonomy places the organism in Eukaryota, Metazoa, Annelida, Clitellata, Rhynchobdellida, Glossiphoniidae. Bases 1 to 6498 code for a protein of 2165 amino acids.
AUGGCAUCACCAACAUCUCAACCCGGAAGUAUAAACUUUGAUGCACAAAACAUAAACCUGAACCUGGAUGAUAGAGAGGAAGAAUAUGAAGAAGAAGAUAGGAGGAGAGAGAAUGAGUUGCAAAACCUCAUCACUGAUUCGUUCGACGAUGUGCUAGAGGAUUCAGAAGAAGACGGUGAUGACGACGACGACGACGCUGAAGAUUAUGAAAUUAGUUCUCAUCAUGAUAAUAAUCUCUCCGCCACUCAAAAUAGCAUCCUUAUUACAAGCAACAACGAAAGUAUCAACAACAACAACAACAACCACAUUGACAUCAGUAGCAAGUUCUUUCCUAGCAUCAACAAACUUCAAAACUUCUCACAGCAACAACAACAGCAGUACUUACAACUACAACAACAACAACUGCAAUAUCCAAUGCAACAACAGCAACAACAGCAACUGCAAUAUCCAAUGCAACAACAACAGCAACAACAACCACAUAAGUUUUUAUACGGUUACCAGAACAACAACAAUCCGAAGCAACAACAGUUUCUCAGUUAUAAUCAAACCCCAUUCCAUCUUGGUAGCCAAAACGAUGAUGGGGAUAACAACAACAACAACCACAGCAUUGAUUUUUCAAAUUACAACAACAACAACAACACUCCUAAUUACGGCCACGACAUCAACAACAACAUACCUGACAACUUUAAUGACAACAACAAUUUUAACAAUAACAUUAGUAACAAUCCUAGCAACAACAACAACAACAACAACAUGGCUAAUGUUAAUGUGAUGAUGAUGGCGGGUAGUGAUUACACACAAAACAACAGUGACAUCAACAACAACAACAACAUCAGCAGCAAUAGUGGUGUUGAUUUGCAAAGUUGUUUCUUGAAAGCUGAUCCAGGACAGAUAUCACAGUAUCAUAUCUUGAUGAGAGAGAGAGAGAAACGAAUUGGAGAGAUGUCUCUAGAGAUAGGCAAGAUAAAAAGUGAGUGCCUGAAAGAAACAAGGAUUGCACAGCAUAAAUACAAUAUUCUUGAAGAUGAGAGGGAUAGUAUGAAGAGAGAAUUGUUGAGAUGCCAGUCGUUGUUAGAGGGUUCGAAUGCAGAGUCGGGCAGGUUGAAUGCCCAGUGUGACGCACUACAAGUACAGCUGGAUGUUCUGAAGAAUGAAAAUAAAGAGCUGGUCAAGAAAACAUUGAGCUAUGAGACAAUGAUUGACACUCUGAAAUCCCAACUUUCCGACUGCACCUCUAGUGAAACCUUAAUGAGAACGAGAGUUCUACACGAGUCGGCUAUCACUAAUCUUAGGCAGAAGUACGAUGAGGAAUUGGCCAAGUUAAACAUCACCAUAGAUAAGCAGAGUGCUCUUGUCGCUAAUUACGAAGCGGAAGUAGAAAGGCUGAAAGCGAGAUUGCUGGAGAAUGCCAAAUCUUACGAAAGGGAACUUCUUGGCAAGUCUGACACAAUCAACCAAUUAAAUAAAAGAUUGCACGAGUCGCAAACGCAGUGUAAUCAGUUACUGGAUUCCGGGCUUGGAAGUGAGAUGAGUAGAUUGAAAGCCCAGUUGAAAGAGGCACAGGCCAGUAAAUCAAUGACUGAUGAUUUGAAUGUCACUCUGCAGUCAGAAAUUCAAGAGCUGAAGGAGCAUAUAGGUCUUCUGGAGGCACAAUACUUUGUCAGCAGCAUCAUGAUCAGCAACAACAACAACGAUAACAACAACAACAACAAUAAUAAUAAUAAUAAUAAUAACAACAAUAAUAACGAUUCUUAUACUCAAUUAGACGUUAAAAACUUCGACCUUAGGGCUGGCAAGGAAGGAGGGAUGAACAUUUUCACGUCAACUUUAAUCUCAUCAACACCACAGCCGACGACAACGUCGACGGCACCGAUAACGCCACAACUGUUGGCGACAGCGGCUUCGGCGAUUGGCAGCAGCAGUAGUAAUAACAUUGACGAUUUUAAACUGAGUAACUUCAUCAGCUGCAAUACUAACAACAGCAGCAACAACAACAACAACAACGCUAAUAACAACAACAGUGAUGGCAACUCGAGAAUUCUACAGCAUUUAAAAUCCGAACUGCAGAGGAGCAUAGCAAUGUUCAAAAGCAAAAAAGCCCAACUGCUAAAUACCAGAGAGGAAUUAAGUAAAGUUACUGACAGUCUGAAGGUGAUUACUACACAAUAUGAACUCCUGAAGGAUGAGCAUAGCAAAUCUAAGGACGUUUUACUACUGGAGUUACAGCAAUCUUUAAAGGUAACGUGCAAAGGCGAUUGCGACGUAGCCAGUGCGUACUCUGGUCAGGUCAAGUUGCUGAAGGACGAAGUGGACGAUCUGAUACAAAUGCAGAAGGAUUUGAAAAAGAAAUUAAAGGACAGCCAAUCGCGAGAGGCCAGCCUGGAAGAGAAAUAUGGAGAGCUGAGUAAGAGAAUGAGUGAUCUCGUGAGAGAUCAUGAUGAUGACAAGAGGGAGGCUGUCGAAAGGUGCAAAGAGGAGAUGAUGAUUUAUAACGAGAGGACCAUUGAAAUUAUCAAAGAAGAACAUUGCAGUAAAUUUCAAAAUCAAAUCGAAACCCUCAAGCGACAGCUUUCAACCACUGAGGACGAACUCUGCCAGACGAAGCAGCUCUACAUCGAGUACUGCCAGUCGACCAAUCACAUCGAAGACAAAACCAAAAAACUAUGUAUGGGUGAACUGGAGGAGAUGAUGAGAAAAUUAAAAAUGAAGCUGGAAGAAGAGAAAGAGACUGAAAUUAAUGAAAUGGUGAAGCGUAGACUUAAAGACAUAAAGUACGAACUGAUAGAGGAAGAGAACUUGAAAUAUAGCAAACUGCAGCAGAAGCACGACGACGAGAAGGGCAGGCUUCUACUGGAAAUUGAAACUCUGAAAAGACAAUUGCAACUUUUAAACAACAACAACAACAACAUUAUCUCCACUAACAACACUAACAACAUUAACACCAAUGACAACAUCAAAGAAAACAUCAACAAUACCAGCUCAAACACCAACAACAACAACAACAUCGCUACUACUAAUAACAAUAACAUCAACAACGACACACCACCACCAACAACAACAACUACGCCAAAUAGAGGCAAAUGUAUUGCGGAAAAAGACUCCAAUUAUGAGACAUAUGAGAGGACCAUAGACAGUCUAAAAAAUUUAAUCGAAUCCAAAGACAAUGAAAUCAUUAAGCUGACAGAGAAUAGAUUAAAUAUCGAUAAAAAAUAUGAAAAAAUUGUAAAUGAUUUGAAAGAUUCUAUUUCACUAAAAGAUAGCGAAAUAAUAAAACUCAAAGAGACUAUAUCAAGCACCGAGGUUGACCUUCAGAGAGUUAAAAAUGACCUUGGGCUAAAAAUAAACGAAUGCAACCUCAAUGUCACUCAAAUCGAGAGACUGACUGAAAAACUGACGUCAUCAACGAACGAAUUAACGUUGAAAAAUUCAGAAAUACUGCAACUGAGAUCGUCAAUAGAGAAACUGAAAUCGGAAAAUGUUGAAAAUUUCAGGAAGGAUAAAAAUAACAAAAUCGAAAGUGAAAGUGCAAGUAGUAGUAAUGAUGAUGAUGCGCAGCAGACGACGAUAACGAAACUGAAAACGAAACUGGCGCGUCGGGAUAGGCUGGUUGAGAGCCUGGAGAAGGACAUGGUUGAGAUGAAAAAGAGAGUUGAACUUUCCAGAAAAUCUUCCGACGAUGCACUAAAGAAAAAAGAGAUAGAAGAUAGACUGAAAGAGUCGCAAACGAAGUGGAUGAAUGACGAGAGAGAGAAAGUAGUAAAAGAAAUGAACGAAGAGAGAGAGAAAGUGAUAAAAGAAAUGAACGAAGAGAAAGAGAAAGUGAUAAAAGAAAUGAAUGAAGAGAGAGAGAAAGUGAUAGAAGAAUACGAGAACAAAUUAAAUAUAAUUAAGAAGGAAUAUGCCGGAAUGAAAGAAAGUCACGAAGAUGACGUCAUGAAGAGAGUAGAAUCAACGAGAUGCUACUGGGAAAAGAAACUACAAGAGACCAUAAAAGAAAAAGACAGAGAACUUUCAGAAGAGAGGGAAAAAUUACUUCUGCUGGCAGACGAGCACAUAGAAAGUGAAAUCAGUAAACUGAAGCAACAAAUGUUUCAGCAACAUUUGCAAGUCGAAGAGGAAAUGAAGAAAAGACAUCAGCAACAACAACUACAUCAACAACAACAACAAAAUUUUCCUUCACCGUAUGCCAAUAAUAAGCAACAACAACACAUCAGCAGUAGCAGCCACAACAACAACAUCUACAUCAGCAACAACAUCACCAAAAGAUUCUCUUCAACACCACCCAGUCGGGAACACGAUGAUUACUAUGAUUAUGCUGCCGUUGGCGAUGACUUUUCGAAAGCCAACGACAACGACGAUAACGAAAUCUUCUCAAAGAUAUUCUCAGAUGACGAUGAUAAUAAGAAUGAGAGAGAUAGUGCGAAGAUGGUGAGGGUACUGAGCGAUGGUGAAGAUGAUAGUGACCGUGCUGAUGAUAGGGAUGUAAAGAGUGAUGUCAUAGUCGGUGCUAGCCAUAGCAAAACGUCAUUAAAACCAGCACUACUACAAUCAUCGUCAUCAGCGUCGUCACUGUUAAAAACAUCUCAGCCAUCGUCACAGCAAUCCUUGCUGAUUAAUAUUUCGAGGUUGGAGAAAGAACUAAAAGAGCAAAGAAUAAAAUACGAUGACGUCAUGAAGAAAUACUCCGACGCCAAGAAGAAAUUAGAUUCAGAAUCUUUGGUGUCAUUGGAGAAAAAUGCAGAACACUCUAAGGAAAUUUUAAAUCUGACUAAGGAAAAAAUGUCUUUGCAAGCUGAAAUGGAGCUGUUGAAGGAGACAUCAGAGAAGUUGAAAACGACGUUGACUACUUGCAUGGCUGAGAAGAAUGAACUGGCGAACCAGCUGAGGGCGAGCCAGACAGAUCACGAACAACAAUCUCAAUCCCUCUCCAAACUUCAGUCCCAAGUAAACCAACUAACUUACGAUCUAAGUGAGAAAGAUUCGAGUCUGGGUAACUCCAUCAAGACUAUAAACCAGCUGCAAGUGGAAAUAAAUUCCGUCUCGAAGCAGCUCCAGCAGUGCAAAUUAUCUCUGUCGACGUUGUCCAAUGAAAAAAAUUCACUUCUAACGAGUCUGCAGAGCAAAGAGUCGCAACUGAAAGAAUUACACCAGACCAUCGAAGUCAUAUCCAGUGAGAAGAGUCAGCUUGAAGGAAAACUAUCAGAGUCCUGCGAUGAAGUGAGCAGACUGAACGACAAGUUGAGAAAAUUCCAACAGAAAUUUAAUUCCUUCAAUCUAAGAAGUGAGGAACGUUUUAAGAAAGCCCAGGAAUCAAAGGAGAGGGAGCACAAAGACGCCAUUCUGAAUCUGGAGGUUAACUUCAAGAAGGUUCUAGAUGAAAAAAAUGUAGAUUUGAAAAAUUUGGCUUCGGCGUUGAACGAGGAACAAAACAGGGUCAGUGAAGUUAGGAAAAGAUUAGAUGAAGCUGAGGAGAAGCUACUAAUGCAUGCUAAACAAGAUACCCAGAAGACCAAAGAACAGACAGAUGAUCUAAUGAUAAAGAAGUUGAAAAGUGAAAAACAUAGAACUGCCAAACAUCUGAGGAGAUAUUAUCUAUUAUCACUCAAUAAAUUAUUGAAGAGAUCACACUUUGAAAGUUCCUUCAUUAAAAACUUCAUGAGAUCCAUGGAACUGAUGCUCGAUAACAUUCCAGAGCCAGCGUCAGUAGAAGUAGCAGCAGCUACUACAUCAACUACAACUGAAGCAGCUGCAGCUGCUGCAGCAGCGUCAACUACUCCAAUGUUACCUCUUACUGCUAGAAGUGUUGAGACCAAUACUGAAUUGUUUAGCUGGAAUGUUAGUGAUAAUAAUAAUACUACUACUACUAAUAAUACUAAUAAGAACAACAACAACAAUAAUAAUAAUAAUGGUAAUAAUAAUAAUGACAACAAAAAUGCCAUCUAUGAUCGGUUGAAGAGAAUGUCGUCGUCGUCAUUGCCUAAUAAAUUCACUCUAGAUGAUUUUCAAACGCCAAAGAUCGUAAAUAAUAACAAUAAUAUAAACAAUAAUAAUAAUAAUAAUAAUAAUAAUGAUGAUGAUAACAAAAACUCCAUCUACGAUUGGUUGGAGAGAACGUCGUCGCCAUCAUUGCCUGAUAAAUUCAAUCUAAAUGAUGUUCAAACCCCAAAGAUCGUAAAUAAUAUAAAUAAUAAUAAUAAUAAUAAUUAUGUCGAUAAUAUUAAUAAUAAUAAGUCACAACAUAACUUCAGCAACAACUACAACAACUACAUCAAAAAUUCUAUCAACAGACCAACAAAAACAGCAGCAAUGACGUCAACAUCAUCACCAACACCAUCAAUAACAUCAUCAUCAUCAUCAACAAUUACAUCAUCAUCAGCACCUUUCAUUAACAUGCCAACAACAUCAACUCCAGAUAUUUCAAACAAUGAGUUUUCUAACUAUACAAGUCUUCGAAUGAAACUAAUGAAGGAAAAUUUAUUUGGCGCCAAAAAGUCUUAAUGUAAUAUAUGUUGAAUAUAUAUAUAUAUAUUAUAGUUAACAUAAUAAAAAUUAUAUUAUUACUAUCAUUAUUAUAAUUAUUAGUAUUACUUUCAUAAUUAUUUUAUUAUGUCUGUACGUCUUACACGGAUUUUAACAUAUUUAAGCUUCGUUUAUCAUUCAUUUUAGAUCUUUAAAUUUUUUGUUUCGAUUGAAUUUUUAUCAUAUUAUCAACGUUCAUUCAAAUGUGCCGAAUAUAUGUAUAUGUGUGU